Messenger RNA from Enterobius vermicularis (human pinworm), 1095 nucleotides. Lineage: Eukaryota; Metazoa; Nematoda; Chromadorea; Rhabditida; Oxyuridae. The record is from the annotation of a GenBank genome assembly.
AUGCCGCAAGUGUCAUGGAACCGAACAACAUGGUUGUUACAGAUUCGUCGUUUUUAUUCAAUUGUUGUUGUUUUAGUUCUCGCAGCUCGUGGACUGAUUUUAAAAGGCCAUUCAAAGUUAGAUGCAUUUGUUAAUUUAUCUCUCACUGACGGUUCUUCCUGGAAAAGUAAAGUACAAACUGACAACAGAAAGACCACUACGGGAAACUGCAUUUGGAAUCAGCGAUGCGAGUUCAGCGUAAAUAGUUUGGAUUCAGUACUUACAGUGACUGUGUAUCACCGCACUAUCAUUGGGAAAACAGAAUCUGUCGGAGUGGUACAGAUGCCGCUUCGCCCGCAGUUCGGUAAACGGGAAUCUCUAUGGUUUCUUUUGCGCAAAAAGUCCACACUGUCUUCUAAUGCGGACAAGUAUCGAGGAGAAAUUCAAUUGAAAUUUGAAUUCUCUAACAAAUUUUCUACUUCAUCUUUAACCCUAAACAGUGUACAUGGCGGUAGUAAAUUGGAAUCAUUGAAGCGAAAAAUGCGCUUUGGUAAGAAAAAAGAUAAGUUUUUGGACGCUGCAUCUGUUGCGGGCUUUCCGGGAUAUUCAGACCGUUCUUCACUGACAUCGCUUGACUUAUCGCGUAACCUUUCGCAGCUUAGUUUUGGAAGCGAUGGACUGAUUAUUCCACCAUCCCAAUCCUUCCCAGCUUACGGGACAGUUCAGCUUGCCAGCCCCCUGGGUGAUUCUGCCUCUUCCUGUUCACGACGUGCUUCAACUUCAUCGUUACAUCCUUCACGGGGGUCGUCUCCAGUGGUCGCGUCAGAAGUUGAUGAAGUUUCAGCAGUAACCACUACUCUCGCACAGAGCACUACUUCUUCUGGGUUCUCUUCAACAAGAUCUUCAAAAAUUAGAAGGCCUACUGUUAUGACGUAUUGCGAGCAGGGUGUCUGCUGUGAGGAGCUGCGAAAAACCGUCGAAGAACAAAGAUUACAGCUUGCAUUCAAGGAUGCCAAGAUACGUGACCUUCAAGAGUAUAUCGAUAAACUGGUUACGCGUGUAAUGGAAAACGACCCUGCGCUGUUGGAAUGUUCGCGUGUCACCUAUGCUCAUUGA